Molecule: messenger RNA, 474 nt
Organism: Soboliphyme baturini
Lineage: Eukaryota; Metazoa; Nematoda; Enoplea; Dioctophymatida; Soboliphymatidae
Source: the annotation of a GenBank genome assembly
AUGGCUCGAGGCCGACACUUCCGCGUCAAUCCGUUGCCGGAACGGCGUUGCCCUGUGCUUUCGUUGCGGUCGUCGCGGCUAUGGUCGAAACCGAAACCGAAAUCGAAUCGUAAAGCCCAGUGCAGCACGGGCGGACGUUCAGUGGAACCGAUCGGCUGGCUUCGAUAUCCGUCGUCGGUCGUGAAGCGAUUGUCGUCGAACGCCAGCCAGAAAGCCAAGCCGAUCGAGGAUAGAGGAAGCGAGGAAAGAAGAGGCAGCCAACGGAGUCCGCCUGGCAGGCGAAACGCGCUAAGGGCAGGGCAGCCGGCUCAGGCCUCAACUGUUAGCAAAGUUGAAGCUGCAGUUCACAGAAGUUUCUCGAUGAUUAACGAAUCGUUGACGAUGACUGACAGACAAGAAGGCGAAGGCGAAACAGACAAUCAGAGACAAACUGAGAAUGAGGGCGAACGCGAGCGGCCGGUUGGCCGAAGAUAG